GUGGAGUGGGAGGAGGGUCUCUCGGCCACUCGGUCUCAGUUUGCAGCACUCACGUCGGAAGGCGGAGGAGCUGAAGCACUGUGAAGGACACCGGGAGGAGGACCAGAAGAAGAAGAAGAAGCUCAAAAGGGAGGGAGGAAAAAAACCACGGCUAGUCUGCAGACGCCAACACACGCAGCAUGGAGGACAAAUCCAACUCGUUCUCCGGCAGCAAGGAGGAGAAGGCGGACGGGAAUAACGUCUUCCAGAGGCAGGACUCUGUGCAGAAAAACAGCACCGGCAGCCAGAACACGAAGGAGCACGGCAACUCCGUCAGCUUCAAGGGGGAGCGGGAGGAGGCCAUGGUGGGCUUCGACGACCUGGAGGGGGCGGCCAGGCAGCACGGGUUCAUGCAGAGGCAAUUCGGGGCCAUGAUGCAGCCCGGAGUCAAUAAGUUCUCCCUGCGGAUGUUCGGCAGCCAGAAAGCGGUGGAAAAGGAGCAGGAGAGGGUCCAGACGGCAGGAUACUGGAUCAUUCACCCCUAUAGCGACUUUAGGUUUCUACGGGACUUGAUAAUGCUCAUCAUGAUGAUGGGGAAUCUAAUCAUCAUCUGUGGGAAUAACCUUCUCUCAGAGCAGACCACCACCACAUGGCUGAUCUUUAACGUGGCCUCGGACACCAUCUUCCUGGUGGACCUGGUCAUGAACUUCAGGACGGGGAUCGUCAACGAGGAGAGCUCCGAGAUCAUCCUCGACCCGAGGUCAUCAAGUGAAUUACUGAAGAGCUGGUUCGUCGUGGACUUCCUCUCCUCCAUACCGGUGGAUUAUAUCUUUUUGAUAGUGGAGAAAGGCUUUGACUCUGAGGUUUAUAAGACGGCCCGCGCCCUGCGAAUCGUCCGUUUCACCAAGAUCCUCAGUCUCCUACGCCUGAGACUGUCUCGACUCAUCCGAUACAUCCAUCAGUGGGAGGAGAUUUUCCACAUGACCUAUGACCUGGCUAGUGCUGUGGUAAGAAUAUUUAAUUUGAUAGGCAUGAUGCUGCUCCUGUGUCACUGGGAUGGAUGUCUCCAGUAUCUGGUGCCUCUCCUCCAAGACUUCCCACCUGACUGCUGGGUGUCGCUAAAUGGUAUGGUUAACGUUUCCUGGGGAAAGCAGUACUCGUACGCCCUCUUCAAAGCCAUGAGCCACAUGCUGUGCAUCGGCUAUGGCGCCCGAGCGCCGGUGAGCAUGUCCGACCUGUGGAUCACCAUGCUGAGCAUGAUCGUGGGCGCCACGUGCUACGCCAUGUUUGUGGGUCACGCCACGGCCCUGAUCCAAUCCCUGGACUCGUCACGCCGACAGUACCAAGAGAAGUACAAGCAAGUGGAACAAUACAUGUCAUUCCACAAGCUUCCGGCAGACAUGCGGCAGAAAAUACACGACUACUACGAGCAUCGCUACCAGGGUAAGAUCUUCGACGAGGACAACAUCCUGAGCGAACUCAACGACCCGCUUAAAGAGGAAAUUGUCAACUUCAACUGCCGCAAGCUGGUGGCCACCAUGCCGCUGUUUGCCAACGCAGACCCCAACUUUGUGACGGGAAUGCUGAGCAAGCUGAAGUUUGAGGUGUUCCAGCCCAACGACUACAUCAUCCGAGAAGGGACCGUUGGGAAGAAGAUGUACUUCAUCCAGCACGGCGUGGCCAGCGUCAUCACCAAGUUCAACAAGGAGAUGAAGCUGACUGACGGCUCCUACUUUGGAGAGAUCUGCCUGCUCACCAAAGGCAGACGAACAGCCAGCGUGCGGGCGGACACCUACUGCCGACUCUUCUCGCUGUCCGUCGACCAUUUCAACGAGGUACUCGAAGAGUACCCCAUGAUGCGGCGGGCUUUCGAGACAGUGGCCAUCGACCGGUUGGAUCGCAUCGGGAAGAAGAACUCCUUGCUCCUGCAGAAGUUCCAGAAGGACCUGAACGCCGGUGUGUUCAACACGCAGGAGAACGAGAUAUUGAAGCAGAUUAUCCGUCAGGACAGGGAGAUGGUGAUGAUGGUGGACCGCAAGCAGUCGGUCACCGGGAUGAACUCGACGCCAAUGUCGGGAAACUCCAUCAUUAACUCGCCAGCCCAGCCGCCCUUCUCCAACGCCUUCGGGAUGAAUCAGUUCCAGCAAUCCUCGGUACCUCUGACCUACAGUGCUUCAGCCAUCGCCAACGCUUCCGCCGCCCGCAUGCUGCCGGCCGCCGCCGCAGCGGCCAUCUACCCCGUCCCCAGCGUCUCCCACGGCAACCUCAAUUCCUCCUCUGCCAACCCGCUCCAGCCGCAGGGCGCCAUCAUGUCGCCGUGCUCCUUCACGGCCGCCAUGUGCAGCCCGCCGGUGCAGACGCCGCUGGCGAGCCGGAGCUUCCAGUACGGUUCCCCCACCGCAUCGCAGCUGUCGCUGAUCCAGGCGCCCAUCGCCCAGCCGAAUCUACCGAGCCAGCAGCCGCCCGCGUCCGCCGUCGGGACGCAGCAGGUCCCUUCGCCCCAGCGAGGAGACCUCCACAAGAGCACGCAGGCUCUUCAGUCGGGCAGCCUGAGUCGAGACGUGCGACACUUAUCGGCCUCUCAGCCAUCUCUGCCGCACGACACGUCGCUGGUGCCGCGGGCGCACCAGGCCUCCGGCGACUCGCUGGCCUCCAUGGUGCCGCCGACAGCGGCCGCGAUCCCGGGGAUGAGUCUCCAGAGUGGCAUCCGCACCACAGUGCCGCAGCGGGUCAAUUUGUUCCGCCAGAUGUCCUCGGGGGCCCUGCCGCCCGUGCGCUCCUCGUCGGUGGCAGCGGCGGCGGCAGCCGCGGCCGCCUCGUCGGUGGCGGUGAGCCAGCCCAGGGAAUCGCCUGGUUCUAGGAGAGAUUCUGUCCUGAGCAGUACGGAGACUGAGCAAGACAAAAUGCGCUUUGCAUCAAAUUUAUGAUUCUUUCUUUUGCGUUUUUUUAACCAGGGAGGAGCUCCAAGCUACUUCUAAAGAUAACCUCAUUGAAACGGUGUACAUACGAGCCCUUGUAUGAUAUUUUAGACACAUUGUCUCCCUCCUUAAGAAUGUAUAUUAUACAGAUAAUCUUUUCUUUUAUGCCAUAUCCAUAAUAUAUACACAUAUAUGGCCUGUGUGUGUGUAUAUACGGUGCGAAUGGGAGCGGGAGAAUGCGUGCGUGCAUGUGACUGCGUGUUCAAAUCCAACUAAUAUAUUUCGCAAUGGCAAUUUAAAACUGUAGUAUAAACACGAGUCUUCCUUUCUGAGAAAUAUAAUGAAAUUAUAUACAACAUAUGAAUUUUUUUAUUUAUAUAUUUAUGAUUUUUUUUAAAGCUGGAAUGCAUUAUGGAUUGUGAUUUUUUUUUUUUUUUUUUUUUUUUUUUUUUUUUGGGUUUCCCACCACCGAAGAAGAGGAGAAGCAGCUUUAGGCGCCACUGUGGAAUCAUACAUGCAAAGUAACACUUGUAAAAGAAAAAAUAUUUAAAAAAAAAAAAGCACACUCUCACAAGAAAGGAGUCACAACUUUCCGAACAGAAAAAUCAACACAACACAAAAAGGUGUUGUAAACCUCAACAGUGUUAUGGCUCCAGACAAACAAACAAACAAACAAACAAAAAAAGGGAACAAAUACUAGCAAAUGCUGCUUUCUUUCUUCACGUUCGAGGGGAAGACAAAUGGACGUUUGUUUUCUAUUCCUCAUUUUGGAAUGGUUGAAAUGUAAUGUUCAGAAGAUGAAACAAACAAAAGAAAGAAACUCUGUGUAUAUUUAUAAUAUUUAUAAACUAAAGAUUAUCACCAUUAUGCAAUAGACUGUGACAUAAAGAUUACCUAUACGUGUGCUGUAAAUAGUUUUGUAGAGCUAGUAUUUACAGAUACUGUGUGGUGCAUUCUCUAUCAUAACAAUGUCUUACUUCUUAACGUCUGUCGGGAGCCUGGCUAUCACCUGCAAGCGACUACAAAUAUGGACUAAGGAGCCUUAAUGCACAAAGCUGAAUGGCACUAGAGUGACAGCGGCACUGAAUGAAAUGUUCUCAAUGUACGUUUUCACACAGAAAACAUCGUCCUGUGAAUUAAGUUUGAUUUCGAGUCGGAUAAUUCUCUUUUGAAUCAGGACAUUUGGUUUGUCUUGCGAAAAACGACAUUUUUACGUUAACGUUAUGCUGGUUUACCCGAUCUUUUAGGCUUUUUUACCCGUCAGUUGGUUUGUUUUCGAGAGCUACAGUAGCAUUGUUUUUAGCAUUAGCAUUCCGAGUCAACAGCCAUCAACGGGUUUGUUUUUAACCGCUAGCAUUGUUUUUAGCAUACUGUCCAUCUUUCUUUUCCUACUUGAGCUUUGUUAGUUUGUCAGCUAGUAUUGUUUUUAGCAUUAGCAUUCUGAGUCAAUAAUCAACAUUUUUCGUCUCUAAGGGGGUUUGUUUUUGACCGCUAGCAUUGUUUUUAGCAUACUGUCCAUCUUUCUUUUCCUACUUGAGCUUUGUUAGUUUGUCAGCUGGUAUUGUUUUUAGCAUUAGCAUUCUGAGUCAAUAAUCAACAUUUUUCUUUUCUUCAAGGUUUGUUUUUGCCUGUUAGCAUUGUUUAUUUGCAUUAACAUUCAGAGUCUACUACCGUCCACAUUUUCUUCUUCAUUGUUUUUGUUUUCGACUGUUAGCAAUAUUUUUAGCGUUAGAGUCUAUACAAUCAUCCAAUUUUUCUCCUUGGUGUGUUUUCGCGACUCUUAGCAUUAUUUUUAGCAUUAGCAUUACAACCUCUACCACCAUUUAGCAUUACUAGUGUACAGCCAUGCAUAUUUUUUUGUUUCUUCAUGGGGGUUUUUCAACUGUUAGCAUUAUUUUUAGCAUUAACAUUACAACCUCUACCACCAUUUACGUUUUCUUCGGGUUAGGGUUCGUUUUCGACUGCUAGCAUUAUUUUUAGCAUUAGCAUUCUGAGUAAAUAGUCGUCCACCUUUUUUGCCUUCUAGCUUUAUUUCUUAGCAUUAGCAUUGCGUGUAUACAGCCGUCCAAAAUGUCUUCUUUCGAAUGGUUUGUUUUUGACUGUUACAUGGCAAAUAGUAUUACAAGUUUACAGCCAUCCACUUUUUCUUCUUCGUCAGUGCUGUUAGCAUUGUUAAAGCAUUAGCAUUCCAAGUCUACAGCGAUUCAUGUUUUCCUUUUGUUCAUGGUUUGUUUUGGACUGACAGUUUUUAGCUUUAGCAUUCCGAGUCUACAACCGUCCACGUUUUCUUUUUCAGAGAUGUUUUUGACUGUUUGUGUUUUUAACAUUACGAGUUUACUGCCAUCCGUGUUUCCUUCUUCAAAGCUUAUUUUCGACUGCUAGCAUUGUUCUUAUUAUUAGCAAUAUGAGUCUACAACAGUCCAUGUUUUCUUCGACAGAGUUUGUUUUCGACUGUUGGCAUUAUUUUUUAUCAUUAGCAUUACGUUUUUGGUUUUUUUUCUUCGGGUUUGUUUCCGACUGUAAAAAAUCUUUAACAUUAGCAUUCUGAGUAUACAGCCAUCCAUGAUUCCUUCUUCGCCAAGGUUUGUUUUUGAUUGUUUGCAUUGUUUUAGCUUUAGUCUACAACCGUCCAGGUUUUCUUUUUCAGAGAUGUUUUUGAUUGAUAACCUUGUUUUUAGCAUUACGAAUCUACAGCUAUCCACGUUUCUUUCUUCAUGAACUGUUUUCGCCUCGUAGCAUUUUUUUUAGCAUUAGCAUCAUGAGUCCACAACAGUCCACGUUUUCUUCCUCAGGGUUUGUUUUUGACUGUUGUCAUUUUCUUAGCAUUAGAUUUCAGAGUCUGCGUUUGAUUCUUCGGGGGUUUGUUUUAGACUGUUAUAAUUUUUUUUUACCAUUCUGAGUAUACAGCCAUCCACAAUUGUUUCUUCAUCAUGGUUUGUUUUAGACUAUUAGCAUUGUUUUUAGUCAACAAUCGUCAAUAUUUUGUUAUUUCGACUUUUAUGAUUUUAUUAACAUUACAAAUCUACAGCUGUUCACGUUCAGUUUUUCUUUAAGGUUUGUUUUCGACGGUUAGUAUUUUUUUUAACAUAAGCAAUCCAAGUCUACAGCCAUCCAUGUUUUUUCUUCGUUGUUUAUUUUCGACUGCUAGCAAUGUUUUUAGCAUUUGCAUUAUGAGUCUACAACAGUUCACGUUUUCUUCUUCGGGAUUUUGUUUUUGACCGUUGUCAUUUUCUUGGCAUUAGCAUUCCGAGUCUGCGUUUGAUUCUUCGGGGGUUAAUUUAUUUUUUUUACCAUUCUGAGUAUACAGCCAUCCACAAUUUUUUUCUUCACCAUGGUUUGUUUUCGACUGUUAGCAUUGUCUUUAGUCAACAAUCGUCAAUGUUUUGUUAUUUUGUCUUAGUUUGUUUUCGACUUUUACGAUUUUAUUAGCAUUAGAAAUCUACAGCUGGCCGGUUCAGUUUUUCUUUAAGGUUUGUUUUCGACGGUUAGUAUUUUCUUUAACAUAAGCACUCCGAGUCUACAGCCAUUCAUGAUUCCUUCUUCGCCAAGGUUUGUUUUCAACCAUUUGCAUUGUUUUAGCUUUAGUCUACAACCGUCCAGGUUUUCUUUUUCAGAGAUGUUUUUGAUUGAUAGCCUUGUUUUUAGCAUUACGAAUCUACAGCUAUCCACGUUUCCUUCUUCCUGAUCUGUUUUCGCCUGGUAGCAUUGUUUUUAGCAUUAGCAUUAUGAGUCUACAACAGUCCACGUUUUCUUCCUCAGGGUUUGUUUUUGACUGUUGUCAUUUUUUAGCAUUAGCAUUCCGAGUCUGCGUUUGAUUCUUUGGGGGUUACAUUUAUUUUUUUUACCAUUCUGAGUAUACAGCCAUUUACAAUUUUUUCUUCAUCAUGGUUUGUUUUCGACUGUUAGCAUUGUUUUUUGUCAACAAUCGUCAAUGUUUUCUUAUUUUGUCUUAGUUUGUUUCGACUUUAGAUUUUAUUAGCAUUACAAAUCUACAGCUGUCCACGUUCAGUUUUUCUUUAAGGUUUGUUUUCAACGGUUAGUGUUCAGCAUUCGCUCGCCUACCAACACCUAUUGGACUUAAGCGGAAAAGCGACGGAACGUAAAGAGUCAAACUUAAUUCAUACGGAAUGAUUGAGCACUGUAAGAUUUACCAAAAAAAAAAAUAUCAAAGACUUCAGCGUGCUGCUUUUUGCAUUAAGGUUUUUAUGUCUGGUGUGAAUCGUCCUUCCCUCUGGGCUUUGAUACCGUAAACUGACCCUGACGGACACUACGGCGAACAAUAGAAGGAUUUUCAAUUAAGAUUCUGUGGAUCAGGCCGUCAACAUGAAGGCUCGGGUCCAGUUGAGCGCGUCUUGAGCCCAGCCGGGAAAGACAGUUUGUCUAACAGAUUGUGUGGAAAGUGUACCGAUACAGUCCGACCACAAUGAAAGCAUGCACUGUCACAGCAAAUACUUUUUUGGGGAAAAAAAACAAGAAAAAAACAAUGUUGAUAUUAAUGUUAGAUUCUGUCUGUCGUCUGUGCGUGAACAUCAACCUUUCACAUGGACAUUCUUAAGUAUUUGUGCCUAAACUAUAGCCAUGUUCCACCCUUCCGGUCACCCCAUCCUGUUUUAUGUCUGUGUGGGGGGGGGAUCUUUGUUGUUGUUGUUGUUGUUGUUUUUUUUUAAGACGGCAUGUUUGCGACGGUGGCCAAAUGUCUCACCUGUUUAUUUUCUCCCCAACGAGCUCAUAUUCUGUACAGUGGAUUUGUGUUGUUGUCUAUUUCGAGGAAGGGGAUUAAGUGCAUUCUUAAAAAGCAGUUGAUAUCACGCUGGAUGAGAGGUGGUGCAGUCGGGAAGGGAUUGGUAUGGCCGUGUUCCUGGGUGAAUCUCGCGUGAGAAGAAGAGGGGUUAGAGUGUUCGCCCUGAGAUCGGUAGGUCGUGAGUUCAAACCCCGGCCACUAGUCAUACCAAAGACUAUAAAAAUGGGACCCAUUACCUCCCUGCUUGGCACUCGGCAUCAAGGGUUGGAAUUGGGGGGUUAAAUCAUCCAAAUAAUUCCCGAGCGCGGCCACCGCUGCUGCUCACUGCUCCCCUCACCUCCCAGGGGGUGGCAGAAGGGGAUGGGUCAAAUGCAGAGGGUAAUUUCACCACACCUAGUGUGUGUGUGACUAUCAGUUGUACUUUAACUUUGAACUUUAAUCAUGUUGUAAUGCAGUCUGCUGAAAAUGAUGGAAAGCGCCAACAAUUUUAACCUCUUAAGGCCCAAGCUGUUUGUUUACAUGCUUUUUUUAUUUGGGCUUAUUGGACCUAAUUAGAAUAAAAAAUUUAAAAUCAUCUCUUGAUAUGAUGUACUUAGUCCAUAAGUACACAAACGUGUACUUCAUGUGUAGUGACGUGCUAAUUUUUAUUUUUACACUUUUUUCCCCCAAAUUCCAUUGUAUGUUAUACUCUUCUGACACCACCAGAGGGCAGUAUAAGUGUCCAUAUGUCGGCAUAAGACCCCAAUUCAGUAGUGUACACAAUUUUGGAAAUAAGAGCUAAAAGGUGCUGUCCACGCAUGUGGCCACUAAGGCCUUUAGUGGUUAAGACUCUAAUUUGUCAUGUUUCAUGUGUCAGGUAAACUGCAACGAAGGCGGCCAUAUGAAUCCCCUCCCUGCUGCACAAAUCCGGGGCCACCCUUUCUACUUGGUAGCUUGACACUCAUGUUUGGGUCCAUGUGUUACAAGAACUGGCCAAAGCAAAGUCCUUUUUUUGUUUUGUUUCGUUUUUUUGAGUGUGUGUUUUUUCAAUUGCACUUUCCGAGUAGGACGUUUUAAGCGGAUGAGUUCUAGCAACAAGGAGCGCUUAAUGGUGAAUCUGCCAUAGUGAGUAGGAACUAUAGUGCACACUGAGGGCAGCUCUGUGCUGGUUUUUCUUUCUUUCUUCUUUUUGAUACUUGCCUUUGGAGGGAGUGCUUCCCAACUACGUGCUUUUUUUUUUGUUUUGUUUUGUUUCUUUUCCUCUCGAUCGAUCACAGCUAACAAACCAGACGGGCAUUAAUUAAUGAGUAGUGAGCUUACACAUUAGCAGCACCCUCGACAAACCAGCACAUAUAUUUUAUGUAUGAUAUCCGUUUCUUUAGUCGUCCAUGUUGGUUGAUGCAAAAAGAAUCCGAUGCCCGCAAAAGGACGAGAGCCACAUUUUAUUUUUUUUUGCUUUCAUAUGUUUACUGAUGAUGAUGAUGAUGACGAUGAAAGGGAGAGGCGCGUUUUUGUUGAUCAUCAAUACGCUCAUUCUCGCUUGGAAGUAAAAAAAAAAAAAAGAAAGAUUCAUGUAAAACUUUCUUACAACAAUAUGCAGACAAACAGUGUUUGUCAAAAACAUUUCUUUAUUUUUGGCUUUUAUUUCUGUUUGUAAAUAAUAAACCUUUAAGAUAUAGAAAAUAAACGAC
Molecule: messenger RNA, 9308 nt
Organism: Entelurus aequoreus (snake pipefish)
Lineage: Eukaryota; Metazoa; Chordata; Actinopteri; Syngnathiformes; Syngnathidae
Gene: hcn1
Product: potassium/sodium hyperpolarization-activated cyclic nucleotide-gated channel 1
Biological process (GO): transmembrane transport; potassium ion transport
Cellular component (GO): membrane
Molecular function (GO): voltage-gated potassium channel activity
Source: RefSeq, a predicted model, not a curated record